AUGUCAAAUUCAACUUAUGAUAAACUUUGGAGUGAUGCUGAGUGUGCUUUAGAAGAGGUCAUUCAAAUUGAUUCUAAUCUCCAAAAUUCAAAGCCUGAAAAAGAUAGAAAAAAACUUCACAAAAAUGUUUCAGAGCUUUAUGUAAGAUAUAUAAUAAUUUGUAAUAAACUAGAACAAUGUUAUGAUCAGAUGAUUCAACCACAAAAACGUUUGAUACUUCGCAAACUAUUAGAUUCAACACUUGGAAGAAUAUUAGAGCUAAAACAUGAGCUAGUUGAAGUUGAUCUAUCAGAGCAUCAUUAUUAUGAUGAUAUUUUAUUAAAGUUUGGAAUUUUACCUCAAGAAGUGGAAUUAAAAAUUCCAAGUUAUUUUAGACGUGAACGAGAGAAUGAAAUAGCAAAUCGUCGAGAAUUUAUCAGCAAUGUUCUUAGAAAUGCUGGAGUACUUGAUGAAGUCAUUCAACCUAGGAAAAUGACUGAGCUCGAAGCGAUAAGACUAAUUCAAAUACAUGAAAGAGCUCGUCAGGGUCGAAUGAGAUUUCAAUUUAUGAAAGAGAUUCGAGAAAUGAAGGAAAGAUCAAUGAUGAAACCAGAACAAGAACAAACAGAUAUGGUGAAGGAAAUAACAGCUACCAUGAAAAUACAGAAGGUUUGGCGAGGAUACAUAACUCGUCAACGAAUGAAAAAGCGAAGAAUUGAGGAAAUGUUGUUGAUUGGAAUGGUUCAACCGAGUCAAGUAAUUACAGACAAUUAUCGAAAUGCUGAGAAGAUUAAGCAGUAUCGACACGGUAAACAAAUCGAAUUUCAGCAACUUUAUGAAAAGAUGAUGGAUGAAAUUAAAGAGUAUGUAAGGCUUGAAAAGAGUGAAAUUAUAGAAGAAAAUAUGAGAAGUGAAAUAAGGAAUUGGAUAAAUGAUUAUUUUCAACAAACUGGAAAAAUUCCAGAGUUACCUUCAGCUGAAAGUGGUGGCUCAAGAAUGAUCUUGAGUAGACAAGGCACUGAGAGUUCUUUGAGCAAAUCUAAAGAAUCAUCGUCUUCCAAAGAGUCCAAAAGAUCUAAAAAAUCUAAAUCUAAGAAAGAAAGUGAUACAGAAAAAUCAGAAGAUGAAUCAGAUCCUGGAAUCAAAAUUACACCAUCAAAUUUUCUUUCAGAAUUGACUCAAGCUCAUACCCAGUAUCAGGAUGUAUGGAGAGACAAAGAUGAAUCAGAAAAUCCUUGGCAAUUGCCUUACAAAGAUAUGAUAUUAGCAGAAAAGACUAAAGAAAUUGAGGAUGAGAUAAGAAUUUCAGUUGAUCAAACAUUGAGAGAUGACAUUGAGGCUCUUCAAGCUGCUUUAGACAGAGAUAGAGGUCAUAAAGGGAAACGAGCUAAGAAACCGCAAAAACGAGUACGACGAAGUGGAAAAAAAAGCAAAAGAAAAAAGGAAAAGGAUUUAACUCCUGAUAGAACCACUGAAUCUCUUUUUGAAGAACUUCUAACUGAAGGAAUCAUCAAGCUCGUGCCGAAAGUUUAUUUAAGUAGCUUUAAAGGAGAAAAAUCUUAUGCUAAUUUUGAUCUUUGGGAUAAAGGACAAGAUAUGCUGCCUACAAUAGGUGACAUUAGGCAGUUAGUGGCUGAGUAUUGUAUUCUUCCUUUGGGGAAUGAAAACAUACGUUUAUUAUCACCUUUGGUACGAUCUGUUUUAAUUGCCGGACCUCAUGGUAGUGGAAAAAAAAUGUUAGUUCAAGCUAUAUGUACUGAACUAGGAGCUACGUUGUUUGAUAUUACUCCUGCUAAUAUUGCAGGAAAGUAUCCUGGUAAAUCAGGACUUAUUAUGCUGUUACAUUUAAUAUCAAAGGUAUCACGUCUUCUACAACCUUCAAUUAUUUUUAUAGAUGGAGCAGAAAAGCCUUUUGUGAAAAAAGUUCCCAAAACUGAUAAAACUGACCCUAAAAGAUUAAAAAAAGAUUUGCCAAAACUUGUGAAGAGCUUUACGAACGAAGAUCAAGUAAUUUUAGUGGGAAUAUCAAGUGCUCCUUGGGAUGGAGAUCAAAAAUUAUUAUACCAAACUUAUGAUAAAGUAAUUUAUGUCCCCAGACCAGACUAUGGAACGAUGUCUAUGUUGUGGAAAGAUUUACUUUACAAAUAUUCUGGUAUCAGUCGUCAAUUUGACACUUCUGCGAUGAGUAAAAUUUGUGAUGGAUUUACCAUAGGAACUGUUAUUGGAGCAAUUAACGAAGUCAUGACCACAAAAAGAAUGGUACAGUUAAGAGUUCAACCUCUGACACAUGUUGAAUUGAUAAAUGCUCUAAGUGCUCGUGAUCCAGUUUAUAAAGAAGAGGAGGAGGCAUUUACAGCAUGGUUUCUAAAAACACCAACAUGUAAAAAAAAACAACGUGCUGUGGAGUUGGAGUUACAAAAACUAGAAGAAGCUAAUGAGAAGCAAAAGAAAACGAAGGGGAAAAAAUCCUAAUUUUCUUUAAUUAUUGAAAUCAAAGAAUAAUCUAGAUAAAAUAGAACACGCUAUGAAGUAACAGAGGAAGAAAAAAAUUUUAAAAUAGAUUGAUAAGUAAGAAUUAAAUACUUGAGCAUCUCUACUAAUUUAUCGCCAAGCUUGCCUUCACCUACACAUCAUUGAAAACUCUAAAUGAUAUGAGAUUAGACUUGUAUUGCUUAUGCGACACUAUGAAUAAAAGACCCUUUAAGAGAUGAAGAAAAGCCAGUGAUAUAAAUGCUCAGCUUUUUAUCACUAGCUAUAAAAUUAAAUAAUAAAAAUAAUUUCAAACUUUUUACCUAACCUCUAUUGUCAUGUCACAGUUAAAUAUUCAACAUACAAAUCGAUUGAUGACCUAUAAAAUGAAUGUCAAAUCGAACAAAGGGCUAUAACAUGUAAAUUAACACUUUAAAAAUAUAUUCAAGUAUAUACA
This is a messenger RNA of Chelonus insularis, 2905 nucleotides long. Its product is annotated as dynein regulatory complex protein 11. Gene Ontology annotation, molecular function: protein binding; ATP binding; ATP hydrolysis activity. NCBI's taxonomy places the organism in Eukaryota, Metazoa, Arthropoda, Insecta, Hymenoptera, Braconidae. The coding region runs from base 1 to 2451 and encodes 816 amino acids. The transcript is spliced from 10 exons. The record is from RefSeq and is a predicted model, not a curated record.